ACUCUCUCUCUCUCUCUCUCUCUCUCUCUCUCUCUCUCUCUGUGAGCUGCUACGGCGAUGGCAACGCACAACGGCGACAUCCUGAUGCUGGAGGCGGCGCCUGAGGCCACGCGCCCUUGGGCGAGCGCGUCGAAUGCGGAGGUCAUCGACGCGCUUCCUUACAUCGAUGACGACUACGGCAAUCCUUUCGUGAAGGCGGAGGUCGACCGCUUGGUGGAGGAGGAGAUGCGUCGCAGUUCUAAGAAACCCGCUGAUUUCCUCAAGGAAUUGCCUCCUCUCCCCAAGUUAGAUUUCGAGAACUGCCCUAUCCUUAGCAAAGAGUAUGAGCGUGUCCGAGCGGGGAAACCACCUGUUAGAAUCGACUUUGAAUCACGGUACAAGUUCGAACUGCCACCUGCUAAUAAGAGAAACGAUGAUGCCGCCUUGAAACAGUCUCUUCAGAGGAAUCAACGUUCAUUGCAGCAGAAGAUGAUCGAACUUGAAAAUUUGGAGUUGAUGUCAAAAUAUGGUCCUGAGCUUUGGAGACACAACAACCAGCGUUUAGAAGUGUUCUUGUCCAGAAUGCAGAGACUUGCUCGAGAGCAGAACGAGAAAAUUGAAGCUGUAAACCGUGAAAGAAAAUACCAUCAGCAAACAACGGCCUAUGAGCUCCAUGCUCUGUCAGCGGAGUGGAGAGAGCUCUGUGUGAAGAAUAUGGAGAUCCAAACCGCUUGUGCGAUGCUCGAGAGUCAGGUUGAUGAUCUCAAAAGGGAAGCCGCUGAAAGGGGAUGGAAUUUGGAAGAGAAAUUAGAGAAUGGGGCCGCUGUUGCAUUAAGAGAGAGCAGUUAGAUUCUUCUUCACUUCUUCCUCUCAUCCAAACCCAAGUAUGGUACUCCCAACUCGGAUCUAUUUAGUUCGGAUUGUUUUCAUUCGGUUUAGUUCGUUUUCUAUCCAAAAACCAUACAAGUAAGUUCAAGUCCUUCAGAUGUUACA
Messenger RNA from Tarenaya hassleriana, 972 nucleotides. RefSeq names its product pre-mRNA-splicing factor SPF27 homolog. Bases 58 to 828 code for a protein of 256 amino acids. Gene Ontology annotation, biological process: mRNA processing. Gene Ontology annotation, cellular component: Prp19 complex; precatalytic spliceosome; catalytic step 2 spliceosome. The record is from RefSeq and is a predicted model, not a curated record. NCBI's taxonomy places the organism in Eukaryota, Viridiplantae, Streptophyta, Magnoliopsida, Brassicales, Cleomaceae. The transcript has 6 exons.